AUGGGCCAGGAAAGAUGCACAGAGGAUAUUACAAUAUCGACCGGGGAAUUUGGAGAACCAAGAGCUGAGCCUGUUCGUAGGAAGCGACAUCGAAAUGUAGAGACUGUUGAGAAAGAUGGGUCUUCCACGAGCAACCGUGGGAAACGAGAUCUACGAAGGAGCCAAAACCCCCUUCGCUUCGGCCAGAAGGUCAACGCGCCGUUCUCCUGCGUGAUGAACCUGAGGAACUUCCCCUUCGAUUACCCAGCGAUGCCGUCUGCUCCCUCCGCCUCAACUCCGCCCGCCAGGACUUCCUUUCUCUGGGACUCUCUGAAUGUCUCCUAUGUUGGGGAGGUGCUGCUGACAGAGUACGAAGUCGGAAACGUCACUGUAGAACGGCAGGUCGACCGCGAUUACAGCCUGGCCGUCAUCAGCAUAACGUUCUACCGCCGCUUCUGGUUCUACGUCACGUCGGCUUACUUGCCCACCGUCAUGCUCAUGAUGAUCAGCUACGCGUCGCUGUUCAUCAAGCGGGAGAAUGAUGACCUGAGAGUGAUGAUGACGCUCACCACGCUCCUGGUUCUCUACGCUCUCUACCAGCAGAUCUCAGACGGCCUUCCGCGAACCUCUUACACAAAGGCGGUGGAUGUGUGGUGCUUCUUCGCCAUCACGUUCAUCUUCACCAAGAGAGAUGUUGGUCUGCGUCGCGUGUAUAGUUUGCGACCCUGGUCUCUUGGUCGAGAAUUUUAUUUAACGUAUUUCUGUUCCUUUGAGAAGGUAAUCUUCCACGUGUUGGUGGACCUCCAGGUGAAGCUCCGAACAGCCCGGUUCCGCUGGAUGCGAAGCCAGGGCGUCACGAAGGGCCUGUGGGACGACGAGGAGAACCACAGCAGGAGGCGAGUGGACAUGAUAAAGGUCGCCAAGAUCCUGUACGCCGCCGUCGCUGUCGUGUUCAUGGUCGUAUACUGGGUGGUCGUUAUAAGCGGGAUGGAGACGUGA
Molecule: messenger RNA, 978 nt
Organism: Penaeus vannamei (Pacific white shrimp)
Lineage: Eukaryota; Metazoa; Arthropoda; Malacostraca; Decapoda; Penaeidae
Source: RefSeq, a predicted model, not a curated record